Austrofundulus limnaeus is the source of this 866-nucleotide messenger RNA. It is a transcript of the gene cenpa, whose product is annotated as histone H3-like centromeric protein A. NCBI's taxonomy places the organism in Eukaryota, Metazoa, Chordata, Actinopteri, Cyprinodontiformes, Rivulidae. The record is from RefSeq and is a predicted model, not a curated record. Gene Ontology annotation, cellular component: nucleosome. Gene Ontology annotation, molecular function: protein heterodimerization activity; structural constituent of chromatin; DNA binding. The coding region runs from base 165 to 584 and encodes 139 amino acids. The transcript has 5 exons.
GAACAUUUAACGCACCGUCAUUUGAAUCUUACGGCUGCUGAAGCAUCAACUCUGUUAGGAGGAUUUAAACACCUCGGGAACAGCGUUCUUCACAGCUUUCCACAGCGAGGCAGUGGCUGCAGUCCUCCUCCUCUCGUGCCGAGCUGACCCGUGCAGCAGAGACUAUGCGUCGCACCGGUCCUGCCAGCCGCAGGAAGGCAAGAACUCCUGUUCGUCGCCCUCCUGUGCCGUCCCCACCGUUAUCCGGUUCAAAGCCAGGAAAGUCUCCUGUGUCUCCCAGGAAAAAACGAUUCAGACCAGGAACCAGAGCCUUAAUGGAGAUCCGUAAGUACCAGAAGAGUACUGAUCUUCUGAUCAGGAAGGCACCCUUCGCUCGCCUGGUUCGUGAGGUGUGCCAGUCUUUUUCCAUGAAAGGAUACCGAUGGCAGGUUUAUGCUCUGAUGGCCCUGCAGGAGGCUGCAGAGGCAUUUCUCGUCUUGUUAUUCUCAGACGCCAACCUUUGUGCCAUCCAUGCCAAGAGGGUCACCUUAUUUCCUCGUGACAUUCAGCUGGCCAGGAGACUCCGUGGGGUGGAUAACCUGUAAAAUCCACAUGACAACGGGGAGAAUGCCAGCAACAGAAAGAACAUUCAGUCACCCAGUACCUCUGUUCCAAGCACUAUACUAUAAAUAAUAUACUAUACCACUGUGUGUGGUUCAAACAUUUAGACAUGUUUUAAUUGUUUUCUUAAAGUGAGAGACAUUUGUGGUUCUGGUUGCUUUUAUUACUGAUACACUUUUAUCUGCUAAUUUAAUUUUGACAUGUACAUAAUGCUUUUAAGUGAAGUAUGCUUGUUUUUUUUAAUAAAAUGUUUUUUUUGUACAAUA